Penicillium paradoxum is the source of this 1329-nucleotide messenger RNA. RefSeq names its product NCBP3 domain-containing protein. Gene Ontology annotation, molecular function: mRNA binding; RNA 7-methylguanosine cap binding. Bases 1 to 1329 code for a protein of 442 amino acids. The transcript is spliced from 2 exons. The record is from RefSeq and is a predicted model, not a curated record. Gene Ontology annotation, cellular component: cytosol; nucleus. NCBI's taxonomy places the organism in Eukaryota, Fungi, Ascomycota, Eurotiomycetes, Eurotiales, Aspergillaceae.
AUGGCAUUCAACGGGGCCGCCUCGGCUCCCACCGCGGAGAUGGACAUCGACAUGGACCUCGAUCUGGGACCUGAGCCUGAGCCCGAGUCAAUUCAGAUCGAAACAACCUCGAACAUCGAGCCCACCCUCGAUCCCCUCACCGAUGAAGCGGUCUAUGAGAAAGUGCAUGUUCGCGGCGUCGAUGAAAUGACCACAGACGAUAUCAAACAAUUCGCUCGCGAAUGCUCUGGACAAGAACCAGUACGCGUCGAAUGGAUCGACGACACCUCCGCCAACAUCAUCUACUCCUCCACCGAGGCCGGCCUCCAAGCUCUCACAGCUCUCACCCAAGUCCCCGAGGAUGAAGACGCGUCUACCCUGCCACCUUUGCGUCUCCGAUCGGCUAAACUCCCCUCCUCCCAUCCUGAUUCCGUCCUCCAGGUGCGAUCGGCUGUCAAAUCAGACCGCAAGCAAGCACGCGCCCAUGAGAAGAGUCGCUUCUAUCUUAUGCACCCAGAGCACGAUCCCCGAGAACGCCUGCGACAGGAGUUCGCAGACAGGAGACGUAGUGACGAUGCAGGAGAGGGGGAUUACAGACGGCGCAGGUUCGACGACCGCGAGCACCGACGCCGCCGAGAUCGCGACGAGGAUGACCACUUCAAUGCCGAUAUGUACGAUGACAACGCUGGCUCAGGUUACUCGGAACCUGGGCGUGCCCGUGGAGAGCGCAAAGGUCGUGGCCAGAAGGAACUCUUCCCAGAGGACGAGAGCCGAUCAAGUGGACGUCUCCGGAAUCGCAGUGCGUCACCGGGUCGAGACACGCUAGAGGAAGAAUUGCGGGGUGACCGAGGGGGACGUGAUAAUGGCAGGCGGUUCCGUGAGAGGUCGCCACGAUACGGUCGCCAGAACAAGAGCAAGGAACUCUUCCCAAGUGCAGGCGAGAGCGAGUCAGGAACUCGCGAGCUUUUCCCCAAUAAGCCCACAUCCAGUUACAUCAAGAAGGAGUUGCUGCCUAGCAAGUCCAGUCAUCAUCGCCGAUCAGAUGCAUUUGACGCCUCUUCCGUUCCAGGUAGCUCCGAACACCGACGCCAGAGCAAUGUCGAGCUUUUCCCUGAUUCCACCAACAAUGGCGCCCGCAUUCGUGGAGCGGCUGCCGAGGAUCAAGGGUUUGCCAUCCGGGGCGGUGCAUCGAAUGGCAUGUCUAUCAAGGGCAUGGGUGCGUCGGUGCGCGAGCUGUUUCCUUCGAAGUACGACAAUAACAACAACGCCAAUGCUGGCAAGGAAUUGUUCUCCGAUACGCUGGAGGGACGCGGUGGUCGCCGGCGCCGAGCCGAGGAUAUGUUCAGCUGA